Messenger RNA from Vicia faba (fava bean), 2091 nucleotides. Lineage: Eukaryota; Viridiplantae; Streptophyta; Magnoliopsida; Fabales; Fabaceae. The record is from the annotation of a GenBank genome assembly.
AUGGCCAAACUAUACUCUACUUGCCUUUCUAUUCUCUAUUUUUACUUCUUCACUUGCUUAGCUGUGAGUACUAAGAAAAACAUCACCACAGAUGAAUUUGCACUUCUUUCAUUAAAAUCAUCUAUCACCUUAGACCCUUAUCAUGUUCUUAGUAAUUGGUCUUCUUUCUCUUCAUGCAAUUGGGUUGGUGUUACCUGUGAUGAAAGUCAUGGUAGAGUAAAUGCAUUGAAUCUAAGUAACAUGGGCCUUCAAGGUUCCAUUUCUCCUCAACUGGGAAACCUCUCUUUCCUUGUUGUUCUUGAUUUACAAGGCAAUAGUUUCCAUGGAGAAAUUCCUUCAAGGAUAGGGGACUUAUCAAAACUUCAAUAUUUGGAUCUUGGAUAUAAUAACAUUGUUGGACUUAUUCCUCAAUCCAUAUCCAAUUUGUCAAUGUUGGAGUAUCUAAGUUGGAAUUCAAAUUUCAUUGAAGGAACUAUUCCACAUGCUAUUGGUAAACUUCAAAGGUUGAGAAUUUUGGAUGUUAGAAAUAACACACUCUCUGGAAUCAUACCAUCAGCAGUUUUCAACAUGUCUUCACUCCAAGAAAUCCUUCUAGCAAAUAAUUAUUUAUCAGGAGAAAUUCCAAAAGGAAUUGGCGAUCUUCCACAACUGAUAAAAUUGAACCUUCAACAUAACCUCCUCACUGGCAACAUAUUAAUGUUGAACAACUCAUCUUUGCAAAUAUUGGGUCUUGGUUUUAAUAAUCUCUCUGGCAUUCUUCCAUCAAAUGUUUGUCUAGGACUUCCAAAUCUUAGAUUACUCUAUCUUUAUACUAAUGAUUUUUCUGGUAAGAUGCCAAAUGUUUGGAGUUAUUGCCAAGAAUUGGAAGAUUUAGAGCUAUCCUAUAAUAAUUUUGACAAAGAACCUAUGCCAGCUGACAUUGGAAACUUGACAAAGCUUCAAUCUUUAUAUCUUACUAGCACCAACUUGGAAGGUGAAAUUCCAGUUUCCCUCUUCAACAUCUCUUCCUUGAUAGAGAUAGUCCUUGACGGAAACGAUUUAAAUGGAACUCUUCCGGGCGAGAUGUGUCAUCAACUUCCUCAACUUAAAAUAUUUACUCUAUUCCGUAAUCAUUUGGAAGGAACCAUUCCGCAAUCGAUUGGCAAUUGUACAUUGUUACAAACAUUAACUUUGCAGGAUAACUUUUUUUCAGGUGCGAUACCGAUGGAGAUUGGCACUCUCAAUCAAGUUCAGCUUCUUCAAUUGGGAAAUAACAGUUUGAGUGGACAUGUUCCUUCAAAUGUCUUCAACAUCUCAACAUUGGAACAUCUUCAUCUUGAACAAAAUUCUCUCUCAGGCAUGCUUCCAUCAAAUAUUGGAUUAGGCCUUCCAAACCUACUACAACUUCACAUGUAUGGAAACAGGUUUGUUGGAAAUAUUCCAAAUAGUAUUUCCAAUGCUUCAAAUCUCGUCAUAAUUGACUUGAGUUCGAAUGAAUUUAGCGGAGUUAUACCAAACUCAUUUGGAAAAUUAAGAGACCUUGAAUCACUAAUCCUAGGUGGAAAUAAUUUGACAAUAGAUGAAUCUCUUGAGUUCAACUUCCUAACUUCACUGACAAGUUGCAGAAACUUGAAACGUCUUGAAAUAUCAGAGAAUAGUUUACCAUUAAAACUUCCCAAGUCCAUUGGAAACUUAUCUCUAGAACAUUUUUGGGCAAAUUCUUGUGGAAUUAAUGGAAACAUUCCACUAGAAAUCGGAAACAUGAGCAACUUGGUUCAAUUAUCUCUGAGUAGGAAUGAUUUAAAUGGAAAAAUCCCUAGUACAAUCAAAGAGUUACAGAAAAUUCAAUCUUUAGGCCUUGCCUACAAUGAACUUAAAGGAUCUAUAAUUGAUGAGCUUUGUGAAAUUAGGAGUUUGAGUGAGUUGAAUUUAACAAGCAACAAGUUUUUUGGAGUGUUACCAACAUGUUUGGGAAAUAUGACUUCACUUAGAAAGUUUCACAUUGGAUCUAACAGGUUAACCUCUACAAUACCUUCCUCCUUUUGGAAUCUCAAAGAUAUUUUAGAGAUUUGUCAGGAAAUCAAAUUUCAAACAACAUUCCAACAACGAUAA